Molecule: messenger RNA, 3129 nt
Organism: Saxophila tyrrhenica
Lineage: Eukaryota; Fungi; Ascomycota; Dothideomycetes; Mycosphaerellales; Extremaceae
Exons: 2
Coding region: 1-3129 (1042 amino acids)
Molecular function (GO): zinc ion binding
Source: RefSeq, a predicted model, not a curated record
AUGGCAGCCAACGCCAACGCCGUGCCGCAAGACACGCUCAUCACCAUCAAGGUCUCGGUCAACGACAGCCUCAAGAAGCUCAAGCUGCCUUUGAGGGACCUCGGGGCGAACACGCUCCCAGAUAAGCUCCGCCACGCCCUGAACAUCAAGCCAGAGCAGACCGUCGUGUUCGAGCGCUUCUCCGACUCCGCAGGCGGCUACAUCACGCUCGACCAGAGCAACCCGCAGGUCUUCAAGACCCUCAUACGCGCCGCCAAGGCAAAGCUCAAGCUGCGUCUCAAGGCUACAGUCUCGCCCAUCAUCGAAGAGCCAGCUGUGGAGGCUACGGAGACAUCUGAAGAGAAGCCGAAGCACAAGGCGAUGGAGCCGGUCAUCGUUCGCUCUCCGACUCAGCAGAACGGCCAGCGUGAGUCCACGGCCAUGGAUGGUCGUUCGAUCGGAAGCGGUAUCUUCCAGUUCCGUGAGGCUCGCGCUUCCCAGCAGACGCUGGUGGAUGUCUCCGAAGCACCCGUCCCAUGUGCAUUCACCGCGGACAACAAGGACUUCUUCGAAGAGCUCGGUAAAGCAGGCUCCCGACGUGGUCUGGUCUACCGUACUCGCAACGCCAUCGCUGGUGCCAACCCGACCCACCCAUGGUCGGUCUACUGCAACGAGUGCGAUGUCGCCAUGGACGACGUCCACUUCCACUGCAACAUUUGUGACGGUGGCGACUACGAUCUGUGCGAGGACUGCGUUGCGAGCGGCAAGCUUUGCUCCGGCGAUGGUCACUGGCUGAUCAAGCGCUUCAUCAAGGACGGUAAAGUGGUCAGCAGUACGACCGAGCGCAUCUCCCCACGCAAGGCAAAGGAGGAGCCAGAAGUCGAGAAGGGAGUUCCUGGCGCCUACACCGAAGAGACGAAGACGCUCGCCGAGCCUGUCAUCCCGACUCGCACUUGCAACAGCUGCGUCAUCGUCCUCCCUGAGCGCGAGUUCGUUACCUGCACCACUUGUGAGGACUUCGACCUCUGCAUCCAGUGUCACGUGAAGGAUAAGCAUGGUCAUCACCCGGCUCACGGCUUCGAGCCGGCCACUGAGGAGACCACCCUCCCACUCACCGCCGAGAUGUUGCUUGCUCCAGGCCGCAACACACGCCACAACGCCAUUUGCGAUGGUUGCGACAAGAAGAUUCUGGGCGUGCGUUACAAGUGUCUGAACUGCCCAGACUGGGACUACUGCACCGAAUGCCAUAAGAACGCUCGCCACGUCCACCCUCACCAUCGCUUCGCGCCUCUGUACGAGCCAAUCGCAGAGCCGCGCGGCAUUAACGCCCGCCAUCUCGGAAUCUACUGCGAUGGCCCACUAUGCAGCAACGGGAGCCAGCGCUACAUUGUGGGUGUGCGCUACAAGUGUGCUGUCUGCCACGACACCGACUUCUGCGCAUCCUGCGAAGCCUUUCCGAGCAACACGCACAACCGUACUCAUCCGCUGAUUAAGUUCAAGACUCCGGUUCGCAAUGUCAGCAUCACGACCGAGAACCAGGACGUUCACGGACAGAUGCGCCUCAUGGGUGACCAGCCUGUGCAGGCCGAGACCAAGACCGCAUCCACCGAGACGACGCCGGUCCCGCAGAGCAACGCCGCCACUCAGGUACAGACUGUGGCCGAGAUCAAGCCUACGGAGUUGAAGGCCGCCACCCAGCCAGUCCAGGUCGCCAAGCAAGAGGUCAAGUCGGCCGCACAGUCUACUGAGCCUGUGCCUGCGACGCUGCUGAACGCCCACUUUGUGCAAGACAGCAUCUCCGACGGCACGGCGGUGCUGCCAGGUUCCCGCUUCACACAGAUGUGGACUCUGCGCAACCCAGGACCGUACGCCUGGCCGGCUGGGUGCAGCGUCCGCUUUGUGGGUGGUGACAACAUGCUCAAUGUCGACAACACCCGCCCGGCGGCUGUGUCCGACAUCGCCAACGCCAGCGAGAGCAACGUUGUUGGCCGCGAAGUCCCGGUCAAAGAGGAGAUCUCAUUCAAGGUCACUCUCAAGGCACCCACUCGCGAGGGCAAGCACAUCAGCUACUGGCGCAUGAAGUCUGCCGACGGGACGCCAUUCGGCCACCGUUUGUGGUGUGACAUCGAGGUCAAGGCUGCUCCUGCCGCGCCCCAAGUUCCAGCUGUGGAGACUGCAGUCCAGGCGCCAGACCAGCCGAACGUGCAGCUGCAGCAGCACAUGAGGAUGCAGCAGAUGACCUACCAGCGCCAGCGUCAGCAGAUGAUGAUGGCCCAGAACAUGCGGUCUCAGGCUCUUGCCCAAGCACAAUCCCAAGCCCAGGCCCAAGCAAAGGAGAAGGCCCGUCAGGCUGAGGCCCAGGCCCAGCGAACCCGGAUGGUCGCUUUAGCUCAUGCUCAAGCGCAGGCUGGUGCUUCCGGCCCACCACCUUCUUACGACGCCACCUACAACGCUGCCAACAUCACCAGCCGUAUCGCCGCCAUGCGUGAGCAGCAAGCCAAGCGUCGGGAGCACAUGAUGCAGCAGUUCACUGCGGGCAUGAAUCAGUCGCAGAGCAGCAAGGUGCCUGAGCAGGUCUCCCUCAAGCACGAUGACGAGGACAAGGCUCGCAAGGAAGCCGCUCGCCAGCGUGUUGAGCACAUCAAGGCCAAGAUCCUCCGGGCGCGCCAGGAGAAGGCUGUGGACACUGCCAAGGAAGAAGCUGUUGCCGCCCAGGCUGCCGAGGAGAAGGCUGCCGAGGAGAAGAAGAACGCCGACAGCAUUGAGAAGGUCAAGAAGAUCAUUGAGGAGGUCACCAAGGCCGACCAGGAGAAGGAGGAAGAUCUCGAGAGCAGUCAGAUGGUCUUCCCAAAGCUCGACAAGGAGAGCCCGGCCAGCAGCACCUACCAGUCCGUCAUGUCAAGCAAGGGCAAGGCUGCCUACGUCGAGAACGAGCAGGGCGAGAUCGAGCGCUCUGCCACCCCGUCCGUCGCCUCUCCAACUCCAGCGCCGGUUGUGCCGUCCUCAGAGGUCGGCGACGACUUCGACGAUCUCGAGGACAUUGAGGUGCUGAGCGCGAACGGCGAGGACAGCGAGGACGAUGGCUUCGACACCGACGAGGAGUACGAUAUCCUUGAUGCUUCGGACCACGAGACCGUGGCUUCAAAGUAG